Mangifera indica (mango) is the source of this 2882-nucleotide messenger RNA. RefSeq names its product serine/threonine-protein phosphatase 6 regulatory subunit 3-like. The record is from RefSeq and is a predicted model, not a curated record. Gene Ontology annotation, molecular function: protein phosphatase regulator activity; protein phosphatase binding. The transcript has 20 exons. NCBI's taxonomy places the organism in Eukaryota, Viridiplantae, Streptophyta, Magnoliopsida, Sapindales, Anacardiaceae. Bases 201 to 2498 code for a protein of 765 amino acids.
AAAAUAAAAAAAUUAUUAAAACAACUUACCGUGUAUUUAGCACAACAUGAGCAUUCAAAAAAUUUACCCAAAAAUAUUUUUCACACUCUUCCGCGAUUACAGGGUUUCGUUUCAUCGCGGCGUGUUUGGUGGACCGGUGAUUAGGGUUUUGCAUUGUUCGGAUCUGAAUUUGGCGGUGGCUUCGGUGUUUGAUUGCGAAGAUGUUUUGGCGUAUGACAGGAUUGUCUACUGCGUCUCCGGUGGAGACAAUUUUGGAUAAGGAGAAUUUCACAUUGGAGGAGCUUCUUGAUGAGGAUGAUAUAAUUCAAGAAUGCAAAGCUUUGAAUGGCCGACUUAUAAAUUUUUUGCGAGAAAGGCCUCAGGUUGAACAACUGAUUCGAUAUGUUGUGGUUGAGGCUGCUGAGGAUGCUGAAAAGAGGCGAACUUUUAAGUUUCCCUUUAUAGCUUGUGAGAUUUUUACUUGUGAAGUUGAUAUCAUUCUUAAGACAUUGGUAGAGGAUGAGGAGUUGAUGAAUUUGUUGUUUUCCUUUCUGGAACCGGAAAACCCGCAUAGCACAUUACUGGCUGGGUACUUCAGCAAGGUUGUGAUUUGUCUGUUGUUGAGGAAGACAAUUCAUUUUAUGCAUUAUGUUAAAGCACAUCAAGAAAUUAUUUCUCGGCUAGUUGACCUGAUUGGUAUUACAUCUAUCAUGGAGGUUUUAAUACGCCUUAUUGGUGCCGAUGAGCACAUGCAUGCAAACUAUAGCGAGUCAAUGCAGUGGAUAGAGGAUACAAAUGUGUUAGAGAUGAUUGUGGACAAGUUCAGCUCUUCGGAUUGUCCAGAGGUGCAUGCAAAUGCGGCUGAAACACUGUGUUCUAUAACACGAUUUGCUCCCCCGGGUUUUGCAGCUAAGAUUACUAGUCCAAUUUUCAUAGGGAGGUUAUUUCGUCAUGCUUUGGAAGACUCUCGGCCAAAAUCUGUUCUGGUUAACUCAUUGUCUAUCUGUAUAUCUUUGUUAGACCCUAAGAGGCUAACAUCAGGGACAUACUAUAUGUUCAACCGUCAGAUAACUCAUGGAUCCACAGUAACUGCAAAUCCGGAUACAGUUGAAGGAAUGCUGGGUAUCCUAGGUGAUUUACUGAAGCUUUUGGAUGUGUCGUCUGAGGAGAGUGUCUUGCUAACCACAUAUGGCAAGUUGCAGCCACCUCUUGGAAAUCAUCGCUUGAAAAUUGUAGAGUUCUUUUCAGUAUUGCUGACAGUUGGCAGCGAAGCAGCUGAGAAGGAAUUAAUUCGACUAGGUGCAGUGAAAAGAAUAUGGGACUUGUUCUUUGAGUACCCAUACAAUAAUUUUUUGCAUCAUCACGUAGAGACCAUAAUCUUAUCUUGUUUGGAGAGCAAAAAAACACCUCUUAUCGAACACCUCCUUCAUGAGUGCAAUCUCAGUGGGAAAAUUCUUGCAGCAGAGAAGAAUUUCAUUUUAGAAGCUGAUUCAAACAAGCCAACUAUUCCAGCUGAGGGUAGAUUGCCGCCCAGGAUAGGGAAUAUUGGGCACUUAACACGUAUAUCUAACAAACUUGUACAGCUGGGAAAUAGCAGCAAAGAAAUUCAAGCAUAUUUGCAGGAGAACAGUGAAUGGAGUGAUUGGCAAAUAAAUGUCCUAUCAAAACGAAAUGCGGUGGAGAAUGUAUAUCAGUGGGCUUGUGGGAGGCCGACAGCUCUACAUGACCCGAAUAGAGAUAGUGAUGAUGAUGAUUACCAAAAUAGAGAUUAUGAUGUUGCAGCCUUGGCAAAUAACUUGAGCCAGGCAUUUCGAUAUGGCAUUUACAACAAUGAUGAUAUAGAUGAGGCACACGGCUCUCUUGGACGGGAUGAUGAGGAUGUCUAUUUUGAUGAUGAAUCUGCUGAAGUUGUUAUUUCUUCUCUGCGCCUGGGAGACGACCAAGAAAGUGGUUCUCUUUUUACGAAUUCCAAUUGGUUUGCUUUUGAGGAUGAUAGAGUUACCAAUGACCGCUACACUGAAUUACUCUCUUCUCCUUCUCCUAAUAAUGAAGAGGCUGCUGUUACGAAUGGUGGAGGAGAUGAUGAGGUGGUUAUUGGGGAAGAAGACUUAGAUGACAGUGCAACGUCUGAUGCUGUACCAGAAACAAAAUCAGAAGAUACAGUUGUUGACAAUCUGCCAAAAGAUUCUGAGGAAACAGGAGGCAGUGCAAGUGAAAAGCCUCCUGUGUGGGUUGAAUGGAGGGAGACUCCGGAUCCCAGUAACCUACCCAAUGCAAGUGAAGCUAAUGGUGAGGUGCAAUUAGACUUGAUGGAUAAGGUUGUUGAUCGCGGCCCAGAUGCUUCUGAAUCUUCUGACAAAAUAGCAAAUGCAAUGCCUGCCGGAGAUUCCCUACAGUCAGAAGAUGAAAAUAAAACUCCAAGUUAUAAUCCUGCAGACAAUGGCGAUCCAAGUACAGAACCAAUUACGUCUAAGGGGGUGGAGACAGCUGUAGGAGCGGUGAAAGAAAUAGAAAACUGAUGUAUAUUGUUCAACAGAAUGAGUUAAAUUGAUGAAUAUUUGAGAAAUUGGGCACUGUACUUUUAGAAGGUUCUUCUGUACAUUGUCAAAGUAGGGCAUGAUGAUGUUGAUGAUGAUGAUGAUUCUUUUUUUUCCCCCAGGCAUUGAAGAGAGUGCAGUGGAGUUCGUUCAACUAGAGAAGAGAAGGGGAAGGGGAAGGGGAAGGGGACAUUUUACAAGUAAUGCAGGAUUUAAUCAGUCAAAUUAACUUUAGCAUUUAGUUAGGGGGGGAUGACUCAGAAAUGGAAUUUGACGUACACGGAGUUUUGGUGCAAUAAUCUGUUCAUAUUUGUAUUUAUAAAUGUGAUAUAUAAUAAUAAGAAUUGAUAUGCAUGCCUUUUAUCA